Paramecium octaurelia is the source of this 1014-nucleotide messenger RNA. The record is from the annotation of a GenBank genome assembly. Lineage: Eukaryota; Ciliophora; Oligohymenophorea; Peniculida; Parameciidae.
AUGGAAACUUAGCCAUAAUUAAAAUAAUUUUCUUAUGAGCUUUAGCCUUCAAAUUAGAUCAAAAAAAAUAUAAAUUGCCAGGCAAUAGCAAUAAAUAAGCAAAACAAAUUUGUAAUAGUUACUUCUGAUUCAAAAAUUUUAGUGAUAUUCUUUAAGAAUGGACAGCUCAAAAAGUUGGCUACAAUAAUAAAGCAUAAGAAAGACGUUUCAACUCUAAAUUUCUUUAAUUAUAAUUCAAAUUUUGUGUCAGGGUCAUAGUCGGUGAUAAUUUGGCCACUUUCCCUAAUUUCAAAUCAAAAAUACAUAUAGAAAAUUUCAGGCCAUGCUAAAAUGAUCUAAUGCUUAGCUCUUCAUCCUAGUGAGUUUCUUAUUGUUAGUGGUUCAUCUGACGCCACAAUACAAUUUUGGUUCAAUUAUGAACAACAGUUGAACAAUUAAAAAAUAACUGAUCAUAAAGAUUCAGUAUUUGGAUUGGCAAUAAAUAAAGAAGGAAAUAGAAUAGUAUCUUGUGGAAAGGAUAAAUUAAUUUUGAUAAUUGAAAAAAGUAAUAGCCAUCAUCCCUUUUGGUAAGUUCGAUAAACUAUAACAUCUAAUGAAUUUGGAUAUCGAAUUUGUUUUAUUAACGAUAAUGCAAUUGCUUUUCAGCCUAUUUCUUAUUAUAAAGGGUAUAAUAAUGGAACAGAUCAUUUGCACAUUUAUACUCCUGACGAAGAUUAAAUUUACACCAAGUCAAAAGAAAUUAUGGUGGCAGGAGGAGGAUAAAUAUGCCACUACUAUUUUCCAUCCAUUUAUAAUUCAAAUAAAGAAAUUUUAUUAGUCAAAAAUGGUUAUAUGGUAAGUUUAUUAAGAAUAAAUGAUCAAUUCAAAGGGAAAAAUUAAUAUAUUUUUUUCAAUUGUUUAAAAUUCUAUAAAGGUUUGAUUAUUGGAACUUUGAGUGAAGAUGGAGAGUAUUUUAUCACAUGGGAUGCUAAGUCAAAAGAGAUUCAAAUAAGAAAAUAUCAGGAGACAGAAUGA